Molecule: messenger RNA, 1005 nt
Organism: Plasmodium fragile
Lineage: Eukaryota; Apicomplexa; Aconoidasida; Haemosporida; Plasmodiidae
Product: mRNA surveillance protein pelota
Exons: 1
Coding region: 1-1005 (334 amino acids)
Biological process (GO): nonfunctional rRNA decay; nuclear-transcribed mRNA catabolic process, non-stop decay; ribosome disassembly
Cellular component (GO): cytoplasm
Source: RefSeq, a predicted model, not a curated record
AUGAAGUUGACCCUUAAGAUAACGAAAGUAGAUUUCGAUGCAGCCAACAACAGUCUGAGGUUGUCAGGCAAAAAUGUUAAAAGCAACGAGUAUGUGAAAAUGGGACAGUACCACACGUUUGAAAUAGGACUGAAUGAAAAGAUAAAAAUAAAAAAAAAAAAUUGGGACAGUGUGUAUAGGGAAAAGCUAGAAGAAUGUACAAAUGUUAAGAUGAAUUCGAAAGUAGCUAUUCUGUUGCUGAGCUGUGGAGAAGCUCAAAUGUAUCUCCUCACAGAGAAUUUGUGUAAGCAUAUAUUCACCCUAAGUAAAGUGAUUAAAAAGAAAAGGGAAAAGAAUAACAACUCUUUAUAUACAAAAUCUUUGUGUGCAUUUUUUAAGCAGCUCCUACUCCAGCUGCUCAAAAAUGUGGAUGUGGAAAAAAUGCAAUGUAUCGUUUUGGGUGGACCUGGUUUUUUUAAAAAUGACUUUCUUCAAUUUGUAUAUGAAAAAUCUGAACAGAAAAACGAUAAAGACGUGCUCAGCAUGAAGACAAAAUUUCUUAUCGUCAAGACCUCUAGCAUUAACAGAAAUUCUGUGAACGAAAUUUUAAAUAAUGAACAAAUAAAAAAGCAAGUGUUAAAUAUGAAAGUCGUUUCUCACAUGGAUGUGUUAAAUAAAUUUUACAAACUAUUUGAUAAGAGUGAAGAGAAGAUUUGCUAUGGAGAUGCGGAUGUGAGAUAUGCUGCUUCGUUGCAUGCCAUUGAAUCUUUGCUCAUUACUGACCGGACCUUUCGCAACUGUGACGUGGUCACUAGGAAGGAGUACGUGGCCAUGGUUCGCGACGUGAAGGGCACCGGCGGCCGUGUCUUUAUCUUCCCGGACAACCACACCACGGGCGAGCAGCUCAACGCCCUCACGGGGAUCGCCGCCAUCCUCAAGUUCCCCGUCUACGCGACUGAGGGGGAAGGCGAGCAGCGGCGGGAUGAGCAGCACCAGUGUGAGAAGCGGCAAGACGGCGACAACUGA